GACGAUAUAAACUUUGCGCGCAAAAAGACGUUAUGAUCGUUCCCGGAUUCUGACGUCAUGAUUCCCUUGGAAGAUAUAAAAUAAACAAAGUGAAACAAGAUGGUGUCUGAAGAGCAUGCUAAAAACACGGACGAAAAAAUAUGAUGAAGUGGCUUUGUGUAGCAGUAAUUUGCAUAUUUUUUAUGCUGAAAAAGAUUGGAUUAUGCCACGCCCACUCUGAGGAGGAUAGACACGCCGACACACAUCACCUCGGGGAGAAACUGUUCUAUGCUGUAUUCGGGGUGGAGAAAUUACCAGUCUGUUUGUUAUGCGACGAUGAGCAACAACCAGCAGAGAAAAAUUCUCCUUUCUUAGUUUCAGAUCUAGGAAAUUCACUUCUCCUCCCAAUUGUUGUUGGUUGUAUCUCGGGACUCUUGUUCUGCUCAUGUCUGUUGGCCAUAUACAUCUUGAAACGACGCUUCAGAGAAGGAAAAAUUGAGCUCGGGGCCAGAGACAUCUGUACCACGGCUAAUAAAAAUUCUGCAUAUUUGAGAGCUUUUGUUGUGAAAAGAAAAGAUGCAACAAGAAUCAGAUGCCUAGAACAAGUAGCUGAUCAAGUCAAGCGAGAAAAGAACUCGAGGAAAAUUCGCCUGUUGGUUAGAAAGCGCCGAGAUGGAUCUGUCGAAACACUCAAGGUACGACUAGACAAGUACAGAGAUCCAAACUUUCACCAGAGGGAAAAGGGAGGGAAGAGGAGCAAAAAAGCACUAGAAGAAUAUCAAGCCGAGGACCUGCCCGGAGAACUUCUUGAUUCUCUGUUGUGUGUGAAACCAAACUGUACUGAGCAUCGUCACGGAAAAAUCAAAUCUUGUAGGAAAACACAAACCGAGAAAGUCAAGGUUCCAAGAAAAUUUGAACGAACGCCGCCAAAGGGCUUCGAACAGGACAUGCGUGACGGUGUACCAUUGGAGGACAUCGACUGUUUAUCAGAUCUUGGGCCCCCUCAACAUUCUUCAACUUUCGUGCAGUCUGAUCCGCAAUCAUUUUACCAAUCAAAUCUGAACGGAUCUUCCAAGAGUCCUUUUGUCGACUCUUCGUGUGACACUUUGGGAUCAUCCGCGGAACCCCAAGUCCCGUGCUACGGUACAGAAAACGAUCGAGUCUACGAACAAAAUGGUUCUUUGAGGGACCCGCCAACGUCAGAUAAGCAGAAUUCUAUGUGGAAUACAACGUCAAUCCAACUCCCUAUUUCAACCCCAGACAAAAAGAAUUGUGAGGGCUCUCUAUUUUUCCUUAAUGAAGGAACUUCGGAGCAUCUUGACUCAUUCCAAGAGGAAAGUCCAGAAAAUACAUUUGCUGAGAAAAAUGGAUUCUCGUUUGAUGAUAGUGCAACCAAUAGUUCGUAUCUCCAAAGACUUGACAAUUCGGUAACUCUGGAAACAUCUGCGGAAUCCACAAAUACGGGAUUUGGGAAUUUUGUUGAUUCUUUUCAAGGACUAAGAAACAGAUCUGUGACGUGCGUGCGAAGUGCUCUGGAAUGCGCUUCAAACAUAGCUCUGCAAACUGGACGUGGGGCGCGCUACGUUGGAAGAAAAACUGUGGAAGGAGCAACAGUGUUGCUUCAAAGAACAGGACAUGGAACGCGUGUUGUCUUUGCAAAAACGGCAGACGGUGUCCAUUACGUCAUUGAGUCAACAUGCAGUCGAACUAGACGUAGAUGUGUUGCUAGGAAGAUAUGUGCUGCAGAAAAAUCUCUUCUCUGUGCAAUCGCUAGGGAAAAUUUAAAUUGGAGUGUUUAUGAAUACAUGCAGGAGUUUGCUCAAUAUGGAGAUGAUACGAAUACAGCCCUCCAUCUUGUUGCUGCUGUUCUCGUCAAGUUUUCUGUUGACAAAGCUCGUUCCUGUGCAAAGCGCCAUUUGGAUGUCAAUAUGUCUUGCUUUCUUUCAAACGAGAGCUUUUUUAUUGAACACGACGAUGAAAAUUUGCAUGCUUGUGGAGAUUUUUCAUACGAAAAUUAAAUUUGGCAUUACGUCGUCUUCGCAUAAAAAUGUGUUGACACCACUAAAUUGAUUUAAUUAUAUUCAAUAGGCAAAACUAAUGGUAUAAAAUAAUAUUAUCCCAGUUUUGCCAGGUCGGUGGAUUAAAACGAUUUUGUAGAAUAGAAAGCAAAUAUAAAUUUUAUUUUUGUCAAUCAUGAAUGCUCAAUCAUAAUGUCUUACAUCUUCAUAUUAAUUUUUUAAAAGUAAAAUUAAAUUUUUAAUUAAUGCAGACUAACGA
Molecule: messenger RNA, 2256 nt
Organism: Saccostrea cuccullata (small rock oyster)
Lineage: Eukaryota; Metazoa; Mollusca; Bivalvia; Ostreida; Ostreidae
Exons: 5
Coding region: 141-1997 (618 amino acids)
Source: RefSeq, a predicted model, not a curated record